Pteropus alecto (black flying fox) is the source of this 3941-nucleotide messenger RNA. RefSeq names its product phosphoribosyl pyrophosphate amidotransferase (gene PPAT). The coding region runs from base 166 to 1716 and encodes 516 amino acids. The record is from RefSeq and is a predicted model, not a curated record. The transcript is spliced from 11 exons. Lineage: Eukaryota; Metazoa; Chordata; Mammalia; Chiroptera; Pteropodidae. Gene Ontology annotation, biological process: purine nucleobase biosynthetic process; purine nucleotide biosynthetic process. Gene Ontology annotation, molecular function: amidophosphoribosyltransferase activity.
CUUGGGGAAAGCACGCGCCGCCGCAGUAGCGAGGGUCGUGCCGCUGGGAGGGAAGCGUCUGUUUGCUGGCACGAGCUUCCGAGGUGUACGGGCCGUGCGGGCUGCUGGUUGGUGCUUAUACCCCUGCCGCGGCGGCAGCUCCCUCCACGUGCUUUCUGCGACGACAUGGAGCUGGAGGAGUUGGGUAUCCGAGAGGAAUGUGGCGUGUUCGGGUGUAUCAGCUCAGGAGAGUGGCCCACGCAGCUAGAUGUGCCGCAUGUGAUCACUCUGGGACUCGUGGGGCUGCAGCACCGGGGUCAGGAGAGUGCUGGUAUUGUCACCAGUGAUGGGAAUCCAGUACCAACAUUCAGAACACACAAGGGAAUGGGUCUUAUAAAUCAUGUCUUUACUGAAGACAAUUUGAAGAAAUUAUAUACUUCAAAUCUUGGAAUUGGACACACGAGGUAUGCCACUACAGGAAACUGUGAAUUAGAAAACUGUCAGCCCUUUGUUGUUGAAACACUUCAUGGGAAAAUAGCUGUGGCACAUAAUGGCGAAUUGGUCAAUGCUACUCGAUUAAGGAAAAAGCUUCUGCGUCAUGGUAUUGGUCUGUCAACAAGUUCUGAUAGUGAAAUGAUUACCCAGUUACUGGCAUAUACCCCUCCUCAGGAACAAGAUGACACCCCAGAUUGGGUAGCAAGGAUUAAAAACUUAAUGAAGGAAGCACCCACAGCAUAUUCCCUACUUAUAAUGCACAGAGAUGUUAUUUAUGCAGUACGAGAUCCUUAUGGAAAUCGUCCUCUAUGCAUUGGUCGUCUUAUUCCUGUAUCUGAUAUAAAUGAUAAAGAGAAAAAAUCUUUGGAAACAGAAGGAUGGGUGGUAUCUUCAGAAUCUUGUAGCUUUUUAUCUAUUGGCGCAAGGUAUUACCGUGAAGUCUUGCCUGGAGAGAUUGUGGAAAUAUCCAGACAUAAUAUCCAGACUCUUGAUAUUAUACCAAGGUCUGAAGGAAACCCAAUGGCUUUUUGUAUCUUUGAAUAUGUUUAUUUUGCAAGACCAGAUAGUAUAUUUGAAGACCAAAUGGUUUACACAGUAAGAUACCGUUGUGGUCAGCAGCUGGCAAUUGAAGCCCCUGUGGAUGCAGAUUUGGUUAGCACAGUUCCAGAAUCUGCUACACCUGCUGCUCUUGGUUACGCUGGAAAGUGUGGGCUUCCAUAUGUGGAGGUACUAUGUAAAAACCGGUAUGUAGGAAGAACCUUCAUUCAACCAAACAUGAGGUUAAGACAACUUGGUGUUGCAAAAAAAUUUGGAGUAUUAUCAGACAACUUUAAAGGCAAAAGAAUUGUUCUUGUAGAUGAUUCAAUUGUGAGAGGUAAUACCAUCUCACCCAUAAUCAAAUUGCUCAAAGAAUCUGGUGCAAAAGAGGUACACAUUCGAGUAGCUUCACCACCAAUUAAAUAUCCAUGCUUCAUGGGAAUAAACAUACCAACAAAAGAAGAGCUUAUUGCCAAUAAACCAGAAUUUGAGCAUCUUGCAGAAUAUCUAGGAGCAAACAGUGUUGUGUAUCUGUCAGUAGAAGGACUGGUUUCAUCUGUACAAGGGAUAACAUUCAAAAAACAGAAAGUGAAAAAGCAAGAUAUUAUGAUUCAAGAAAAUGGGAAUGGUCUGGAGUGCUUUGAAAAGAGUGGUCAUUGCACAGCUUGUCUCACUGGAAAAUACCCUGUGGAACUGGAUUGGUAGCUGGUAGGGGUUGUACAGUGUUUCAAGAUAUGAAGCUGGUCAAGAAGUUAUUUAUAGUGGUUAUACCUUAUCCUGUCAGCUUACUGUUACUUUGUACAAUGUAAAAUGCCACAUGGUUAUGUUUACUUUUAUACGUUUUGAGGUUUUUUUCCUGAAAGGGGUACCAAAGUGCUAUGCUUUUUUUAAUGAACAUAGAUAAAUAUUUUUGUGUUAUCUAGGAACUUGGAUGAUCCUUUCAGUUUUAUUUAGUAGUUGAGUGCUUUGAAGCUAUCGAUUAUGAGAUUGUCAACAGUAAUGCAAAGGAUAGGUAAAUUUUCUGUUUUAGAGGGGAUUGCCAGUUACUAUACCUUCCCACAAAUUCUUAUAGAAUUUUGUGGAAUGUUUCUUGAGUUAUUGAAAUUCAGUUAUGGAAUAUUUUCAUAAUUGAACCUUGCUAAUUACAUUUAAUACAACAAUAUUGGUAUUCUUUUUUUACACAAGCAUUGGCUAGCCUUUUUCCCCUGGUUAGAGAUGGGAGGUGGUAAGUGGCAUUUGCCAGGUCCAUGCUUUAAAGAAUUUGCAAGAAGUUAGAUGGUGUGAUGGAAACAGGACAGGUGAGUUAAAUAUAACAUUUCACGCUGAUCUUGAAUCCGUUAUACCCCAAAGGUGUCAACUCUCUAUAGAGUUCUGACUGUAGUUAUAACCUUGGCUUCCCUGUUUAGACAAAUCUUUUUCAAAAAUGCCUUUUUGUGCCUCACUUUUCCCCACCUGUGCAAUGGGGUACUUACUAAAAUAAUUAAUAGGAAUGUGAAUAAGUGUCGUAUAUUUGAUGUUUAGAGCCAUCGUUUUACUCCUCAAGAUUUUAAGAUAGUGCAUGGUUAUUACCUUUUGAAAUGUUGACUAUUAGUCUGCAAUUGAGAUUUCAUUAUGAUGAAGGGAGACAUACAGUUUAGCAGUGCUUUGCCACCCACCUUUGAGAUGCCCUAAGAAUAACUGUAAAAAUAUGUCUGUGGAAAAAGUUUUCCUACAUUUGACUAGUAAGUGUGAUCCAUACUUCUUAGUGCCCUUAUAAUAUAAAGUACAGCAAGUAACUUAGUACAUUUGAAGUAAAAAAAAUUUAGAUUCUAAUAAAACUUUAAUUCUUAAUUUGAUUAAUUAUAUGCAUUUUGAAUGAAGUGCUUGAUCACUUGUAAGUACAUACCUAUCUACAUUUAUAUACAUAUGCAUAUCAUUGCAAUUAAAUGGUCAAGUAGAAACAUUGCAGCGGCCAAUUUUAUUAGGGGAUCAAGGAGGCAACUACUUUUUUGGAAUUAGCAUACCCAUCUAAUUCCAAACAUCAACUUAUCACUUCUUCCUACUUAGUUUUAUUGAGACUAAUGAAUUUUAUUUUUUUGAGGUUUUUCUCUUAUAACAUCUGAGAUUUAAAAUUUUAAGACAACUUGCCCCAACUCCUGUUUAUGUAAGAUUUUUAAAACAUAAAAGUAUUUGUUUCUGUGUUAUUUAGUUACUAUAAUUUGAUGUAUGUAGUUUUCAAAUCCAUUUGGAAAUGUAAUAUUUAUUAAUAACUAAAAUCUUGUGUCUUCAUUUGGUAUAUAGUUUCACAUGUUAUAUAAUGGUAGGCCACGAUAAAAUCCUGACAGCUCUUUAAGCCCACAUACAGCCAGGUAGCAGUGGGCCAGGUGACCCUGUGGCAGUGACGCAAGCAAAUUGGUAUUUGAAUAAAGCCCUGGGACCAUUUGAGUAUAUAGUCUCUUGUCUUAAAUGUUUCUCAGAGCAGCAUGACGUGAAGGAGGCAAGACUAUGGGUCCAUUUUAAACAGCCUUUUUUAACAUUUGCUUUUUAAAAACAAGAGACUCAGGGAAAGUACUAAACCAAAAUCUCUCAUUUGACUUUUGUGUUUUUCAUAGUUUUCAUUUUGCUUUUCAUAGUUUUUGUUUUAUCAAAAUGCUUUUAUAAAGGAAUAUAGUACUGUGACAAUUUGGUAAUUCAACAAAAAUUCUAAAUGUUUCUCCAUCAUGGCCUUGUAUUUCACAAGUUUCUGACGUCUGGAUUACAGUUUUUUACCAGUUUAAUCAAAAAUGUUGUUUAACUGCUUUAAAUUUAUAUAGAGAGUAUUGUAAACUUCAGAGAAGAUAAAGAAUGUGUUUUCACAGGAUCUAUAUUGUUGUGAACUAAACUAAGCCUACUUUUUUGUGACCUCAUUGUGAUGUAUUGGUGACAAAUAUAUGUAAUGAAGUAUGUUUAAA